This is a messenger RNA of Syngnathus acus (greater pipefish), 6937 nucleotides long. Its product is annotated as kielin cysteine rich BMP regulator. The coding region runs from base 208 to 6501 and encodes 2097 amino acids. Gene Ontology annotation, molecular function: protein binding. NCBI's taxonomy places the organism in Eukaryota, Metazoa, Chordata, Actinopteri, Syngnathiformes, Syngnathidae. The record is from RefSeq and is a predicted model, not a curated record. The transcript has 46 exons.
CGUGAUGGGUGGAGAGACUCCCAACAAAACGAAGGGAGAAAAAGACUCGCUGGUCACCUUGCAACUUUACUCACAAGCAGAAGAAGAAUGAAGACGGCAAAAGUGUCAGUGAGCGCUAUGCUGUGUGUGGCCCACUGAGGGAAUCCAGAUGUUUUGUCUCCACACUCUCUGCAGGCUCUCUAGAACAUCUCCUUGUUGAAUGAUAGAAUGGAGAGUGUCCUAGUGUUGUUGUUGGACUUAUUGUGGUUGGUGGCAAUGUCUGCACAAGGGAUGGCGGCGGCUCCAUAUCAGGACAAGGCGAUUGACCUGCUGUCAGCUCUGAACAUAUCCCACCCAAAAAGCGGGCUGUCCAGACUGCACAGUCCCACGGGUACCAUAUACAGAAUCCGACCCAGAGCGCCUCACCUGACGCUCCCCGCUCAAUAUUCCCGAAUCCUGCGCUCGGAAUUCCAAGGAAGCAUGGGCUUCCAUUUGGUGGGCCAGCAGCUUCAGCGCACCAACAUCACCCUUUUAUCUCUCUCCACAUCGUCCGUUCUUCUCCAGCUUACCUCCUCCACCCUGGAUGAUGUUCUGCGUGUGGACUACCGGGCAGGAGGGGGUAUCCGGAGCUUUCUUUUCCCAGAGACAAAUCCCUUCUCUUCAGGAGAAUGGGUGCAGUUGGCCGUCAGCCUGGAGCCAGACAGGCUCGUAUAUUUUGUGGACUGUCAAGAAGUCCAAGUUGUCCUCGUAAAAGCGGAGGAAAAGUUGGAGCUGGAACUACCGCAAGAUGUUGUUAUCACCCUGGGAAGCACACCGGGGAGAAAAGAUAGCAAAUUUAGUGGUCAGUUCAAAAAAGCUGAGAUCUCACUAAAGGCCUAUGAGACACGUCCUUGGCACUGUGACAACGUGACAGACGCUCUGCCUGCAUCCACUUCCAUUGACAGCGCAGAUUCUCAUGUUAGUGGACCAGUGCUACAACGGGAGACUCCUUCCACCAGCGGUCAAGCUAAAAGGAAGCACAGAGCGUCACUCCAGAGUGCUCAUUAUCCACCACACAGCAUCCAAAGUCAGCAGCUGCAAAGGGGAGCGGUCCUGGGCCCACCAGGACUCCCCCAAGGGGGGAAGUCCAUUUCCCAGGUCCACCGGGACGAAGGUCUGAGCAGGCUGGAGAGUAGACUGGAGGACCUGGCUCGUAAGAUGGACCUACUUCAAGCUCAGAACGAGGCGCUACAGUCACGAGUGCGCCACCUGGAGGGAUGCGAGUGUGUGCGGCGAUCGUGUGUGUGGGAAGGCAGAGAGGUAGAGGACGGCCGACGCUGGCAGACCGACGUCAGCACUGUGUGCACGUGCACGUCCGGAACGGUCACGUGUCAAGCCAACAUCAGAGACUGCGAGACACCGGACACAAGAGUUCAUAACGUGUCCCAUACUGUGAGCACGUGUGGGGGGGGUGAGGAGGAUUGUUCGGGCGUGGCGUGCCCGUCGCUGGACUGCACCCAAAGGGAGAGCGUACCUGGAGAGUGCUGCCAGCGAUGUACAGGCUGCGUCCACUCAGGCGUGCGUUACGACCACAAAGCAAAAUGGCAGCCGGAUGAGAGUCCGUGUGAUGUCUGCCACUGUUGGGAGGGCAGCGUUCGCUGCGAGAGGGAGCCUUGCCCCCCUUUGCCCUGUACCAACCCGGCGCCUCCUCCGCACCACUCCUGCUGUCCAGUGUGUCACGAUUGUGGUGUGAAUGGUCAGCAGUUCCCAAACGGAGCUGUGAUCCCAACAGGAGACCGCUGUGAAAAAUGCUCAUGCGUGGAUGGAAAUGUGGCAUGUUUACCUCGUCCAUGUCCCGCCCUCUUUUGUUCAAAUCCCGUGCACCGCGCCGGCGAUUGUUGCCCACGGUGCGAUGAGUGCAAGUACGAAUCUCAAGUCUACCUGGAUGGACAGAAGUUUCCGUCCACGGGCGACCCUUGCAUCGAGUGCCGCUGCUCUGCAGGUGAAGUGUCCUGUGAGCGCACGGAGGCGUCGUGUCCGCCGUCACGCUGCAGCCACCCGGCCAAACGCAAGGGAGAGUGUUGUCCAACUUGCAAUGAGUGCGAGUUUGAGGGGAAGGUGUAUGCAGACGGAAAAGUGUUUGUCCCGCCCGGAAGUGGCCCCUGCCUGCAGUGCAGGUGUAAGAGCGGCAACGUCGUUUGCCACGAAGAAAAAUGCCCUCCCUUGCGAUGCUCCAACCCCGUACGAGAUCCGCAUCGCUGCUGCCCCGUCUGCAAAGAUCUCCACGCAGAAUGCGUGUUGGACGGCUCCGAAUACGAAGACAACUCCAAGCGGCACCCCGAGGAUCCGUGCUCCAGCUGCGCAUGUCUGGAUGGAGACCCUCAGUGCACCCAGAUGAACUGCCCCCCCAUCACCUGCCAGCAUCCCACCAAGACCGCCGGCUCCUGCUGCGCGCUGUGCGACAGCUGCACGUAUCAUCACCGUAUCUACGGCAACGGACAGACGUUUGGGACGCCCGAGCGGCCGUGCCACGUCUGCACCUGCCGGCACGGCACUGUGGAGUGUGAGAAAAGACCUUGCCCAGCCCUCAACUGCAGCAACCCGUACACAGCGCCUGGAGAGUGCUGCCCGAAAUGUCCAGACUGCUUGUUUGACAAGCACGUGUUUGUGGACGGCCAGGCCUUUCCCAACCCGACCGGCACGUGUGAAGAGUGCAGAUGUUCGAGCGGCACCGUCGACUGCCAGCGGGCUCAGUGCCCUCGGCCGCGCUGCAACGCGCCGCUCGUGGGCGCGUGCUGCAGGAACGACUGCAACGGAUGCAGCUACGCCGGCAAAGAGUAUCCCAACGGUCAACAGUUUGCACAUCCCACUGACGCAUGCAGGACCUGCAACUGCAUUAAUGGAAAUGUCCAAUGUCUUAUGAAGAGGUGUCCACACCUGUCAUGCCCCAAUCCGCAAGUGUUGCCUGGAGAAUGCUGCCCCCAGUGUCCUGCUCCGCCUCUGGACUGCGAGUUGGAUGUCCAAACGUACCGACACAGCGAGCGCUUCUACUCGCCGUCGGACCGUUGCCAGUUGUGCUCGUGCGACAACAGCACCGUGCACUGUCAGAGGAAGCCGUGCCCCUUCGCCUCAUGUUCCCAUCCUGUCACCCGGGACUGCUGCCGCACCUGUCAAGGCUGCCUGUACGAAGGUCGAGAGCGCGCCAACGGGGAGAUGUGGGACGACGCUUCGGACCCGUGCGCUGCGUGCGUUUGCCACGAGGGGUCCGUAAGGUGCGAGAAGAAACAUUGCCCCCCCAGCAACUGUAAGCAUCCUGUGCAGCGACAGUGCUGCAAGUCCUGUGAGGGCUGCCUGUAUAACGGGAGGGAACACGUGGACGGCACGGAGUUCACCGACGACAAGGACCCCUGCUCUGUGUGCUACUGCUACGCAGGCGAGGUGGUCUGCACCAAGGUGCCUUGCUACGGAGACUGCCGCCAUCCGUACAAAGCGCCCGGACAAUGUUGUGGAGAGUGCCAACGCUGCUUUUACAACGGAGCAGUGCUGGACAACGGACAGUCCAUUCCUGACCCGGGGAACCCUUGCUCGGAGUGCACCUGCCAGACUGGCACUGUGCACUGUGUGAAAAAAUCGUGUGCAGUGACGCUGUGUCCUCACCCGGUCCCAAACGGGUGCGGAUGUCCCGUGUGUGACGGAUGCCGUUUCCAAGGUGUGGAUUACCUGGACGGUCAGAUCGUGGCAGGAGAAGAGAGCAGCUGUCAGGAGUGCAGAUGCUCAAGAGGCGAGGUGGCUUGCGUACAGAAAAGAUGUCCCGUCGUGUCCUGUUCUCAUCCGGCGCUGGACGGAUGCGCGUGCGGCGUGUGCGACGGGUGCAACUUUGAGGGGCGGAACUGUUUGGACGGAGAACGAUUCACGCAUCCAACCGAUCGUUGUCAGCUCUGCUCAUGUCAGAACGGCGACGUGCUGUGCACACGCGUGUCGUGCCCGAGCGCCGCCUGCUCGCAUCCGAUGACCCCCCCUGGCGAGUGUUGCCCCGUCUGCACGGGGACGUGUCGCCAUCACGGCAGGGAAUACCAGUCCGGUUCGACCUUCCUGUCGCCCUCUGACCCCUGCUCUUCCUGCUCUUGUCUGGAAGAGGUGGUGAGCUGUCAGAGGAGACCUUGUCCCGUGCAGUGUUCCCACCCCGUCCCUUCAGACGCCUGCUGUCCCGUGUGCGACUCCUGCCUGUACGAGGGCGUGGUCCGCGCCCACGGCCUGGCCUUCGCGCCCUCCUCCGAUCUUUGCCAGCGUUGCACCUGCGUCAGAGGCACGGUCACCUGCGUGCCCCCCGUGUGCCCGCCGGCCCUCUGCGGCCGAGCCGUCACCAAACCGGGACGGUGCUGCCCCGAGUGCACGGGAUGUAUGCUGGAUGGACAAGAGUACAGCGACGGGCAGAUAUGGACCUCGACCUCAGACCGCUGCUCCACAUGUACCUGUCAGGCUGGCGAUGUGCAGUGUUCAGCUCCGCAGUGUCCCCGGCUGACCUGCAUGCAUCAGCUGACUGAGCCGGGGGCUUGCUGUCCUCGCUGCAGAGGUUGCAUGUACGACGGAGGCGAGUACGCGGAAGGAAGCAGCUGGUUCGCCGACUCGUCCCACUGCCGCAGCUGCAUGUGCGUGGACGGCGUGACGACGUGCUCGGAAGUUCGCUGCCUGUCCCCUUGCAGCAACUUCAUCAAGAUGCCCGGAGAAUGCUGCCCCGUGUGCGCCGACUGCGUGUUUGAGGGGACGGUGUACGGCCCAGGAGACAGCUUCCAUCCGGCUGGAGACCCCUGCCAGAUUUGCACCUGUGAGGUGAUGCCAGACGGAGAGCAGCACUUGCGUUGUUAUCGUAAACAGUGUCCCAGCCUGGUGGACUGUCCCAAGAACAACAUCUUGUUCUCUGGACCCGACGCUUGCUGUCCUGUCUGCGCACAGCCUCUGAGUAACUGCACGACUACGCUGAACGGCAAUGAGGUGCUGGCUAAAGACGACCCCUGUUUCACAUGCCAGUGCAGGGAUCUAACAUGGACGUGCCUCCAUCAAGGCUGCCCACCGCUGACUUGCCCUCCCAGCGAGCAGUUGACCCCUCCCGACUCGUGCUGCCCACUCUGUAAAGAAUGUGUGAUCGAGGGUCAGAACCAACGCGUGGCGAGCGGCAGCAGCUGGACGGAUAGCGCCGACGACUGUGUCACCUGCACCUGUAACUUGGGCUUUAUCGAGUGUAGCAUUGAAGACUGUCCAUCCACGCCUUGUCCUAAUGGUCAGAAAAAAGUGAAGGUAGCAGGCAAAUGCUGCCAUGAAUGUCAAGAUUGGGGCGUGUCAUGUGUGCACCUGGGCACCGUGUACCAGUCCAACGAGCAGUGGCAGGUGGACGAGUGCACUGGCUGCACUUGCGUGUCUGGAGAUGUGCACUGUCACAGUGAACGCUGCCCUCCCCUAAGCUGCAAUACGGACGAGAUGCCAUCGGUGGUCCCGGGCUUGUGCUGCCCUCACUGCAUCCCUCGGCCGGCCACGUGCAUCGCGUUCGGCGACCCUCACUACCGUACCUUCGACGGACGCAUGCUGCACUUUCAGGGAGCGUGCACCUACGUCCUGGCGCAGGACUGUCAGGGCGGAGACUUCAGUAUCCACGUCACGAACGACGACCGCGGUCGUCAAGGAGUGUCGUGGACUAAAGAGGUGACCGUCUUCGUCGGUGAUGUCACAGUGCAGCUGCUGCAGGAUUGGCUAGUAAAGGUCGACGACGAGACGGUGAAAUUACCGUUCCUCAGAGAACCGUACAUCUACGUGGAACGAAAGGCCAACACCAUCCUGCUCAACAGCAACAUCGGCGUCAAGGUGCAGUGGAACGGCCGUUCCCACCUGGAGGUGAGCGUUCCGGGCUCCUACAAGGGAAUCACCUGCGGUUUGUGUGGAAACUUCAACAACUACCAUCAGGAUGACCUGCGCAUGCCCGGCGGACAGAUAAGCUUGUCGGAAGCAGACUUUGGCAACAGCUGGAGGGUAACAAACGGAAGCCACUCUCUGGCAUCGUGCCGCCCGGGCGAGGACGUGGACCCCUGCAAAGAGGCGGGCUACCACGCCCGUAAGAACGCCAACGCCCGCUGCAAGGUCCUCAAAUCGGAGGUCUUUAGGCCGUGCCAUCGCGUGGUGCCCCCCGAGGCCUGGUACGCCGCUUGCGUCUACGACCUGUGUGCCUGCGGAGCCAACACCGACGAGUGUCUGUGCGACGCUCUGGAGGCCUACGCCGGACAGUGUCGCGAGGCCGGCGUGGUCCUUCAUUGGAGGGGACCCUCGCUGUGCGCGGUGAGGUGUCCGGUGGAGAGGGGCUUCGUGUUUGACGAGUGCGGCCCGCCGUGCGCCGUCACCUGCUUGAAUGUGGGUGCGCCAUUGGGGGUGCUAGAGAGCCACUGCUUCAAGCCUUGCGUGCCGGGCUGCCAGUGCCCCGCUGGUCUGGUGCUGCACAACAACUACUGCAUCCAUUCCAGCAAGUGCCCCAAGAUCAUCCACGGCAACCAGUCGUGACACCUCAUUCGCCACUCAAGACUGCAUUCGUCAAUCCAUUCUCUGAUUGGCCGCCAGCCAAUCACAGAGCUCUUACAAACAACCAUUCACGGCUACUGAUCAUUUUGAGUCCUCACGGUUUUAAAAUGCAGGCAGAAACUUCACUGCCAGCGCCAAGAUUCAAACGUGGAACCUCAAAAUUGUGAGGCAGACACGUUGACCACCAAUUCCACUGUGCUGCCCAAGUGACUGAAGAUGCAGUGCUAUUUAUAAACCACAAGGUGUAGUAGUUUCACUUGAACGUUCACUUCUACUUUUUAUUAAACACGUUUCUAAAAUAUGUUUAUGUACUGUGUUCCAAAUGGACAUACAUGUUCUGCAAGCACUGUGCAAUCUCACAUUCUCUCAGGUUUUCUUUUUUUGGAGGGGGGUGAAUAAAGCUCUUACUAAUGUCCAA